GGGGUGGCGGGCGCAGAGGCGGGAGUGGAAAUCUUUGGCCUCCACGCAAAAGUCUCCUGCAUGACGCCAGGCGCGAAAAGAAGAAAGGCAGCCGAGCCAUCGAAGGUCACCGAAUCUCAUCCUCAGCAAUAAGAACCUCGCGAUUUCACACCCACCACACUUCCUUUCUUCUCACCAAACACUAUCCGAUCCAUACCUCCCCUUCACCCACACAACACAUACACACAUCAUCAUGACCAAGGCAGUCGGAAUUGAUCUGGGUACCACCUACUCCUGUGUCGCCGUAUGGCAACAGGACCGGGUCGAAGUCAUUGCCAACGACCAGGGUAACAGGACAACACCAUCAUACGUCGCCUUCACCGACACCGAGAGGCUGAUCGGUGACGCCGCAAAGAACCAAGUAGCCAUGAACCCCCACAACACAGUCUUCGACGCCAAGCGACUCAUUGGACGCAAGUUCGAGGACUCGGAUGUGCAAGCAGACAUGAAGCACUGGCCUUUCACCGUCGUCAACACCUCGGGCAAGCCUCAGAUCAAGGUCGAGUACAAGGGUGAGGAGAAGAUCUUCACACCCGAGGAGAUCUCUUCCAUGGUCCUCCUCAAGAUGCGUGAGACCGCCGAGGCUUACCUCGGUGGCUCCGUCAAGGACGCCGUCGUCACCGUUCCCGCAUACUUCAACGACUCCCAGAGGCAAGCUACCAAGGACGCUGGUGUCAUCGCCGGUCUCAACGUGCUGCGAAUCAUCAACGAGCCCACUGCCGCCGCCAUUGCUUACGGUCUCGACAAGAAGGCCGAGGGUGAGAAGAACGUCCUCAUCUUCGACUUGGGAGGAGGUACAUUCGAUGUCUCGCUCCUGACCAUCGAGGAGGGUAUUUUCGAGGUCAAGGCCACCGCCGGUGACACACACUUGGGUGGAGAGGACUUUGACAACCGUCUCGUCAACCACUUCGUCCAGGAGUUCAAGCGCAAGAACAAGAAGGACCUCACCACCAACGCUCGUGCCCUCCGUCGUCUGCGUACCGCCUGUGAGCGAGCAAAGCGAACUCUGUCUUCCGCCGCCCAGACCUCCAUCGAGAUCGACUCGCUCUUCGAGGGUAUCGACUUCUACACUUCGCUCACCCGAGCCCGAUUCGAGGAGCUGUGUGGUGACCUCUUCUCCCACACCCUCGAGCCCGUCGAGAAGGUGCUGCGCGACUCCAAGAUUGACAAGGGAUCCGUCAACGAGAUUGUCCUUGUCGGUGGUUCCACUCGUAUCCCCCGUGUGCAGAAGCUCCUCCGUGACUUCUUCAACGGACGUGAGCCCAACAAGUCGAUCAACCCCGACGAGGCCGUCGCCUACGGAGCUGCCGUCCAGGCCGCCAUUCUGUCCGGCGACACAUCCGAGAAGACUCAGGACCUGCUGCUCCUCGACGUUGCCCCUCUCUCCAUGGGUAUCGAGACCGCUGGUGGUGUCUUCACCCCUCUGAUCAAGAGGAACACCACUGUGCCCACCAAGAAGUCUGAGACCUUCUCUACCUACGCCGACAACCAGCCCGGUGUGUUGAUCCAGGUCUUCGAGGGUGAGCGUGCCCGCACCAAGGACAACAACCUCCUCGGAAAGUUCGAGCUGUCCGGUAUCCCCCCUGCCCCUCGUGGUGUGCCUCAGAUUGAGGUCACCUUCGACGUCGAUGCCAACGCUGUGCUGAACGUCUCUGCCAACGACAAGACCUCUGGCAAGAGUGAGCGCAUCGCCAUCACCAACGACAAGGGUCGUCUGUCCAAGGAGGACAUUGAGAGGAUGGUUUCCGACGCCGAGAAGUACAAGGAGGAGGACGAGGCGGCCGCCGCCCGUAUCACCUCGCGUAACGGUCUGGAGUCGUACGCCUACCAGCUGCGCAACAGCCUGAACGAGGAGCAGUUCGCCAGCAAGCUGUCCGAGGAGGACAAGAAGGCUCUGCAAGACGCCACCAAGGACACCAUCGACUUCCUGGACGCCUCUGCCGAGGCUAGCAUCGACGAGUACGAGAGCAAGAAGAAGGAGCUCGAGGCCAUUGCCAACCCCAUCAUGCAGAAGGCUUACGCUGGAGCUGGUGGCGCACCCGGUGGCAUGCCCGGUGCCGGUGGACCAGGUGGUGCCCCCGGUGCUGGUGCUGACGAGCCCUCGGUGGAGGAGGUGGACUAAACGUCUUCGCUUCCCUUCAUCGUUUCGUCUAGAUCUUAGCCUCUCAUCAUCAUGCCUACGUCCGUUUCCCGCAUCAAUGUCUCGGCCCUCUCAUACACCUUGUACUUUGUCUCUCUUUUCCCUCAUGAUUCCCAUCUGACGUGGUCACAAAAAUGAAGCCAAUAGAUGUUUCCCGAACAUUGAGCUCUACCCUAUGAC
Microstroma glucosiphilum is the source of this 2359-nucleotide messenger RNA. RefSeq names its product putative heat shock 70 kd protein 2. The record is from RefSeq and is a predicted model, not a curated record. The transcript is spliced from 2 exons. Bases 233 to 2161 code for a protein of 642 amino acids. Gene Ontology annotation, cellular component: nucleus; cytosol; plasma membrane. NCBI's taxonomy places the organism in Eukaryota, Fungi, Basidiomycota, Exobasidiomycetes, Microstromatales, Microstromataceae. Gene Ontology annotation, biological process: cellular response to unfolded protein; protein refolding; vesicle-mediated transport. Gene Ontology annotation, molecular function: misfolded protein binding; heat shock protein binding; ATP-dependent protein folding chaperone.